This is a messenger RNA of Octopus bimaculoides (California two-spot octopus), 901 nucleotides long. RefSeq lists its product as uncharacterized. The record is from RefSeq and is a predicted model, not a curated record. Lineage: Eukaryota; Metazoa; Mollusca; Cephalopoda; Octopoda; Octopodidae.
AUAUUUAAAUUGACCAAUCAGAAUCUCGCAUUUCAAAAUCGCGCUGAAAUCAACAUUUUUGAAAACGAAACCCGACAGAAUGGAGGCGGAAGACAAACGGAAAAGUGAUUAUUUGAAACGCUGGCAGUUAUAUCGGUCAGAGAAAGAUAAACAAGUCAUGGCAAAGCCAUCUUUGAAUUUACGGCGGAAAACCAUAUGCAUCGGGGAAGGGAAAUCUUCAAACCAAGCAGAAGACAAGAUGGAAUGUCAGUCUGGCACGAAAAAUAAUGCAAAAGAGGGAAGUUCUGCUACUGAUAGAAAAGCUUUCACAAAAAAGCACCUCCGUUUCUCAACCAAUUCCAGCAGACUGGAGAAAAGGAAUACCUUGAUGCCAGCAGCAAAGCGCUAUGUUGCUAGCAGGACCGAUUCCAAUUUAACGAAACUCAAAGAGGAGGCGAGGAAAAAACAGAAGAAUGUGGAACCGGCAAUGGAGGCGUGUGAGUACAAACUGAACAACCUGCUUGCAACAUCCCAGAUCUUUGGAACGCCAAACACUGUGCGGGUACCGCCACUGCUCAAGACGGUCACCAAGCGUUGCCUGACUGAGCAGAACGGUAGGGCACCAGCGCAAGAACCGUUAAAGUUGACUACAGAGAAAGAAAACUUGGAACAAGCGCCACCGACCACCACUGGGAAACGGAAGCAUCUUUAUAGAAGCAAAGAGACCAUCAGUUCUUUACGAAAGAAAAAAGCUCGCUCCUCAAUCUCAGUGGUUUCCACCUUGAACAAAACAUCAACAAGCAAAAGACUUAACUUCACCGACAGACACAAGACAACCGGACAGGUGAACUUUUUUCUUAUUCCAUUGCAAUUUAUACACUGUCUUUCUACCUCUAUGCUUGGCUAGCUAUCUGUCUAUCUA